Messenger RNA from Balaenoptera ricei (Rice's whale), 3633 nucleotides. Its product is annotated as NUT family member 2G-like. The transcript has 13 exons. Bases 1 to 3531 code for a protein of 1176 amino acids. The record is from RefSeq and is a predicted model, not a curated record. NCBI's taxonomy places the organism in Eukaryota, Metazoa, Chordata, Mammalia, Artiodactyla, Balaenopteridae.
AUGGCGCUGCUGGUGGACAUGCGUGCCUCCUCCAGGAAGGAUCAACUUCAAUCCUGCUCUGAGACACUAAAAGAGGGCUCACUCAGUGGGUCUCAGGUGGUGGACACUGGCAUCAUCUCUUGCGAGCAACCAGAGGAAGUCACACCCCGUCUACUUCUACCGAGUGCUGAAGAGGCUGAGAAUGAAGGGCAGGCUGUGACCAAGGAUGACAGUCAGGGUGAACGCAGUGCUCCAGCUCCCGAAUUUACCGCAACUCCUGCAGAGGUCGAAGGCUGGUCUGAAGGGUCUGAGCCGGUGCGGGAGCGCAGCCGCGCGGAGCUGAAGCGGCAUUCGGGAGUGCUGCCCCGCCGCGGGCCGGCUGGAGGAAGUAGCGCCGCGACCCGGCGCCAAGGACCCCAGCCCCGAGCGCAGAUCCCGGCCCUGAGCGCGGCCUCGCCCGCCCGGGCCGCCGGGCCGCGGGCAUGGACGGCGCCCGUUCGCCCUGUGAGUGCCGAGCCCGCCGCCUUUGUGUGCGCGCUGCGCCGCCGCAUCCCCCUCCCCGCGCGCCCCUCCUGCGCCCCAGGCAGCGUCCUUUGUGGAGCCGCCGCCGGCCUCCCUCGUGUCCCCCGGGACAGCCCAGCAGGGCUCCUCUCUGGCCCAGGCCUGAGCCGGGAACGGCUCCCUCCCACCCAGCCCGGCCUCCUGAUCCGGUCUGCAGAACCCCCACCCCACCCCCCGCCCCAGGCACAGCCCGAGAUGGACGACGAUGGCGGCCGCCGAGACGCCCCCGGCGCACUGAUGGAGGCCGGGCGCGGUGCGGGGCCCGCGGGCAUGGCGGAGCCGGCGGCGGUGCCGCGGGCGCGGGCGGCGCGGCCCGGGCCCCAGCGCUUCCUGCGACGCAGCGUGGUGGAUUCUGACCAGGAGGAGCCGCCGGGCCUGGAGGGGGCCGAGUCGCCGGGCGCGCAGCCUCCGCAGCCGCUGCAGCAAAGGGUGCUGCUACUCUGCAAGACGCGCCGCCUCAUCGCCGAGCGCGCCCGCGGUCGCCCCGCCGUCCCCGCGCCUGCCGCGCCGCUGGGCGACCUUGCCGACCCCGGUCUUGAGCCCGCGGGCGCUCAGGAGCCUGGCCCGGACCCCGCGCCCUCGCCCGCGCCUGCCCCCGAGGGCGGCCCCCGCGAGGAGGAGGCGGCGGCGGCCGCGAGGAAGGAGGACGUGGGGGCUCUCGAGGCGAGGCCAGAGUUCGGGCGCGCACCUUGGCCGCGGUUCCUUCAAGACGGUCUACAAGGGUCUGGACACGGAGACCUGGGUGGAGGUAGCCUGGUGCGAGCUGCAGCAUGGCCAGUGCUGGGAACGGAUGUGACCGUGAACCCCGGUGCCUCCUUGUCUACUUUCACGGCAGUGCCCUUCCCUCCACCCACUCCUGGCGCCCAGCACCGGCCACCCUGGCAGCAGCACCUGCCACGUCCCCUCACCCCAGCAUUCCCUCCUGGCAGCAGCCUGCUGCUGCCAGCUUUCCCCAGGACGCCUUUGGUGGCUAAUGGUGGCCGUGGCCCCAGUGCCCCUGGGGCUUGCAACCUCACUGUCCAAGUCAGGUCACAAGGGAGGACAGUGGAGGCCCCCCAGACUCAGACCUUUGUCGUUACUCAGGCCCCCCUCAACUGGAGCGCUCCAGGGGCCCUCAGCAGGAGUGCUGCAUGUCCUGCACCCGAAUUCAUAGCAACCCCUGUGAUGGGGACCGUUGUGACUGCUUCAGCUGUUGGAGUUAGUCAGGCUGGCAAGGGAGGCUGGACCCCAGGCUUUCCUCCUCAAGCUCCACCACCAGCUGCCCAGCUGGCCCCUAUCAUUCGCCCAGUGAACUCUGGGCCAUGGCCACAUGGCACUUCCAGGGAGGGCCGCCUGGCCACCAACCAGUCCAACGCCUCGCAGGAUGGCUCCUCUAACCCCCAGAGAGAGUACAGUAACUUCCUACGUUGGCAGCACAUCAAGCCCCUGGCCCGGAGACACUUUCACCUGAGUCCUGAUGCAGAAGCUUUUUCCUGCUUUCUCAUCCCAGUGCUUCGAUCCGUGGCCCGCCUGAAUCCCUACAUGCCGCUGGAGGAGGGACUGUGGAGGGCCGUGCAGGAAUGGCGGCGCUUGAGCAACCUUGACCGGAUGAUCUACUACGAGAGGGCGGAAAAGUUCAUGGAAUUUGCGGCCAAGGAGGAGACGCACAUUCAGCAUUUGCAGUGGAUGCAGUGCGCGCAGCACCUGCCUCCUCCAGCCCCACCGAAGCUGGAUCCUCGGGGGCCCCCAGCCCCGAAAGUGGGCCUUCAGCCAGGCACCCAGCUUCCCACUGGAGCUGAAGGCACAGCCUGUGCUCCCAGGAUGUCCGGCCCCAGGGCCCAGCCCUCGCACCCGAAGCCACACAGAUCCCAGUGGCCCCCGGAGCCCAAGGCGCCCAAGGAGAUUCCCCCUGAGACUGUGAGGGAGGAUGUGGACAGGAUGGAGGCGCUGGUGGGGCCCGUCCACUCAGCCACAGGCAAGUCACCUGCAGAAUGUGGAAAGGACGGAAAUGAGCUGAAGCAGGAAGAGGACGACACCUACUUGGACCCGUGUCUCUUGAGCUACACUGACGAGCUGCGUUCCCGGGAACACUCUGUCACCAAGGUGGAGGCAGUCAUUCAUCCUCGAUUCCCGGCAGAAUUGUUUUCCCCGGACCCACAGCUGGAUGUCUUGGCCCUUGCUGAGGAGCUGAAGCAGGAGGAAGGACUCACCCCUGAAGAACUGGUGCAGAAACGACUCCUGGCCUUGAAACAGGACGAGGGUGGGCCGGCAGCCGCGAGCCACAGUGCACCCGGAAUGGGCUCAAGUCCAUCUGAGUCCCACGCCGGCCAAGGUGCCCAGAGGCACGACCAAGACCGCCAUCGAGGGGUCAGUGAUGAAGCCUGCCCACCAGAGAUUGAUGUUGAGGCUCUUCAUAGGCCCAUCCGAACAGACACUGGCCCGUUCGUGCUCAGAGUCUUUGUUCCCUGUCGAGGACGUCAGGAGGUCUCUCCAUUCCGGGCCGGACGGCCCUCCCCUCCCCAGGGUCAAAGGCGCACUGGCCCUCUACUGGGACCCAGGGAUGCGUCUGUUCUCAGAGAGGCGUCUCCUGUUCCGGAGGCCCGAGGGCCCAGGGACGCGUCCAGUGAGAACGAGGAGGCGCUCCCCAGCCUGGCCUCCCUCUUGGCCUCUCCGCAGAGCCUGCCGCCUUGCGGGCUGUCCCAGAGUCCUGCCCCUGCCUCAGGCCUGGCCUCCCCUGGAGGUUGGGGGGCCCAGAGUGCUCCCCAGGCCCCCUCCCCUCAGAGAAGAGGCCCCAGCCCAGCUCCACCAGCCGCUCCCAAGUCGAGGAAGCGGGCUCUGUGUGGGCGCCCAGCCGCUGCUGAGAAGCUGCCCAUCCCCGGGGCUGGCCACGGGGUCUCUGCGAGGCCAGCCUUGGCUCUGGGGCUGGCUCGCCCCUCACAGCCGAGAAAGAGAAAGCGUGACCCGUUUGUCACAGGGAAGAGGAGGAAGAAGAGGAAGCACUGCAGCCAGUAGGGAACAGCCGGGCCGGCCCUCCAGGGCGAGCCCCCAGGGCGGCCCCCAGGGGAGCCUAGGGGCUCCUCCUCACCCCAGAGCUGAUCCUGGGAUUGUGGGGGG